This is a messenger RNA of Arabidopsis thaliana (thale cress), 2827 nucleotides long. RefSeq names its product myb domain protein 21 (gene MYB21). Gene Ontology annotation, molecular function: promoter-specific chromatin binding; sequence-specific DNA binding; DNA-binding transcription factor activity. Lineage: Eukaryota; Viridiplantae; Streptophyta; Magnoliopsida; Brassicales; Brassicaceae. The transcript has 3 exons. The coding region runs from base 1748 to 2428 and encodes 226 amino acids. Gene Ontology annotation, cellular component: nucleus. The record is from RefSeq and is marked reviewed. Gene Ontology annotation, biological process: stamen filament development; jasmonic acid mediated signaling pathway; gibberellic acid mediated signaling pathway.
AAGAUCGUCGCGUCUCCAUCUUAAUUUGUACUUUCUUUGUCAUGUUCUUAAUUUGUUUACUAAUAGAGUAUAAUAAGUUCAGUUACCUACAAUUAAUUAAGUUAAUUUGGCGUCAUUAUUUAUUACUAUAAAGUAGUAAACUAAUGUACUUUUAUCGAUUUCUUUAUGAGACAUGCCCUACUACAAAAGCAUAUAAAGAUCAUUGAGUUGUUGAAGUACAUAGCAAAUUUAUUCUACCAAUUUAAUUACCAUCCAAUCUUUUUUUCGUCAACUAUGACUUGAAUAUAUGGACAAUAUGGUUGACUAAAGAAACGACAAGGAGUCUCAUGCCGAAAACUUAGUACGUCGAGGCUUGUGUGUGGUAACGAUGGAAGAAAUAGAUUGAGAAAAAAAAGUGAAACGGCAAGCAGUCUGUUUAUGAAGUCUUUGGAUCUCUUAAACCGGGCUUUGUCCAAAAUUAGAAUGGAAAAAAAAAAAGAAGGAUCCCUUAAACCGGUAAGCAACCCGAUUAAAUUCAAUAUGUGUACAGAAACUUAAUUUGAUUUUUUUAUAAAAUUUAAAUCAAGACUAAUAUGGAGACUUACAAAAGUUAAUUAUAUGAAUUGUAUGUUACAGAUUGAGUGCGAAAGGAUGUUCCACGUUCAAUCCACUAGCGAAACAAAAAAAUCAUUUAUUUAACUGAUUGUCUUCGUAAGUUUACUUAGUAAUAUCAUGUUGAAACAUUAAAUCUGAUAUAUGUGCCACUAUGUAAAUCAUUUAGUUAACUUAUAAUUGAAACAAGAAAUGUUAUGUGUGCCACUAUGUAACUUUUAUUAGUACAUAUAUAAAGGAAAUAGCGUUUAAUAAAUCGACUGCUAAUCUAAAACUAACAAGAUAAUUAAUUAUGAUCACUAAGCUUCAUUCUAACAAAUCAGUUUAUAGAGGACAAGAAAGCUUAUAAUUACUCCACCUUCUUUUGUCUUUUUGUUUGUGAAAGAGAAAUAUCUGAUGGUAAAAAAGCCCAAGAAGACCUCCUCUCUACACCUUUAAAGUUUAUGCAAAUUUAGAAACAAACAAAACGGACCACUAUAGCUAAUUAUCUUAUAUAGAUAAGAUAUGUAGAAGGAGGGAUAUACAUAUGUAUAAUAACAAUCUUGAUAUAUAACUUCCAUCAUCCAUGGUUAAGAUUGUAACACCAUGAGUUGGUGCGAGGAUAAUUCAUAUAUACAAACCAAAAAUCACGCGUAUGUAUGUUAUUGCAUGCAUGUCUUGCAUCAUCCAUGCAUGAAUGCAUCAAAGAGUCUCCAGUCUUUAAUAUACAUAUCUACAUGGAUGGAUGAAAGUCAUGAAACCAUGUUAUUAAAACCCUUUUUCAAAACAAAUAAUAAUGAAACCAUGUUGUUAUAAUUGGUUAGGUUUGAAGAGAUAUACAUAGAUAGUCCCCAUGCAUGUGUUAUUAGUAGUGUUUAGGAUGAAAAUAACCCCUAAUACAUAAAUUAAUUUUAUGAUUAAUUAACACUCUAAGAUUAAGGUAAAACAUAAUUAAUUAAGACUUUAGAUUAAUUAAGGGUUAGUAAUCACGCGGUGAAUUUAGUCUCUAUAAAAGCAGUACCUCACCUUCCACAACCUUCAAUAUCAACUCACCCACAUCUUUCUCUCUUAUUCUCUCACUCUUUUUUUUUUAUAUUCCUCUCUCUCUAAAUCUAUAAAAUAUAUUUAAAAACUUGAUCGUAUAUAAUAAAGUAAAUAAAGAAUAAUAACAAAAAAAAUGGAGAAAAGAGGAGGAGGAAGUAGUGGAGGUUCGGGAUCAUCAGCAGAAGCAGAAGUGAGAAAAGGACCAUGGACGAUGGAAGAAGAUCUUAUUCUUAUCAACUAUAUCGCCAACCACGGCGAUGGUGUUUGGAAUUCUCUCGCCAAAUCUGCAGGUCUAAAACGAACCGGGAAAAGUUGCCGGCUCCGGUGGCUGAACUAUCUCCGCCCCGACGUACGACGGGGAAACAUCACUCCAGAAGAGCAACUUAUCAUCAUGGAACUUCAUGCUAAGUGGGGAAACAGGUGGUCGAAAAUCGCCAAACAUCUUCCAGGAAGAACGGACAACGAGAUCAAAAAUUUCUGGAGGACAAGAAUUCAAAAAUACAUCAAGCAAUCGGAUGUAACAACAACAUCGUCCGUUGGAUCUCAUCAUAGCUCAGAGAUCAACGAUCAAGCUGCAAGCACGUCGAGCCAUAAUGUCUUUUGUACACAAGAUCAAGCGAUGGAGACUUAUUCUCCUACACCGACAUCAUAUCAACAUACCAAUAUGGAAUUCAACUAUGGUAACUAUUCGGCCGCGGCAGUGACGGCAACCGUGGAUUAUCCAGUACCGAUGACCGUUGAUGAUCAAACCGGUGAAAACUAUUGGGGCAUGGAUGAUAUUUGGUCAUCAAUGCAUUUAUUGAAUGGUAAUUGAUUGAUCGGUGGACAAAACAUGGAAUAUUAAUUGAGUAUUAUAUAUGAUUUUUAGGAGUACUAUUAUUAGUACGUGACAUGUAUAUGUUUUUGCCUCGUUGUAGAGGUUUGGGGUUAUAAUUAAUAUAUAAUGUUAUCUAAUAUGCAACCUUGAUACAUAUUUGGAUCUUUAUUGAACCCAUGUUAUACAUAAAUAAAAUUGUUGAAGGGGUCAUAUUUCCGGAUAUCUUUUGUUUUAUUGAAGUAAUUUUUCUUAGGAAUGUUCGUACGUACCAUGUAUAUAUGAGAACAUCAUUUAGUUUUGUUUUGUUGAUGACCUAUGAAUCUAUGAUUAGUUUAAUGUAUAUAUCAUAUAAAAGUUGUUAUUUACUCCCUCCGCUAGAGGUUUUCACAUAUAUUA